Wyeomyia smithii (pitcher-plant mosquito) is the source of this 2227-nucleotide messenger RNA. Its product is annotated as zinc finger BED domain-containing protein 5-like. The record is from RefSeq and is a predicted model, not a curated record. The transcript has 3 exons. Lineage: Eukaryota; Metazoa; Arthropoda; Insecta; Diptera; Culicidae. The coding region runs from base 597 to 1535 and encodes 312 amino acids.
GAAUUUACUCUGCUGGAAUUCGUUCGUAGCUUCACGAGGACUACAUUUUUCCCGUGUGUGAGCUAGAGCGAGAAGACUAUAUGUUGCAAUGUCAUCUGAUUCAUCGUUUGUUCACCACCUCGUCAAAGAAAUGUCAACAAAGCUAAUGAAUGAGAGAAACUUGAAAUUUGCAAAAACUUGAACUAAAAAUUCUUACAUUUCAAGGAGGAAAAUCAGUUAUUUGUGUUUAAACAAUGGAAACCUGGUUAAAAACAGGUUCGCUGAAAACGAAUGCCACUCAGGAGGAGGAACCGAAUGACCGGGAAAAGGCUGAGCCCGACCCAUCUAUGUCCGUUGUCGGUAGAAGCAAAAACAGAAAAUAUGAUCCAGAUUACUUAAAAUACGGAUUUACAUGUGCGGAGAACGAUGAUUGUCCAAAAACCGUGUGUAUUGUCUGCAGGGAGACUUUGGCCAACAGCUGCUUGAAGCCGUCGUUAUUACACCGUCACUUGUCAACAAAGCAUCCAACUUAUGCUGACAAGAAACUUGCAUUCUUCUAGCGGCUGUUGAAGCAAAAAGAACUUCCGAAGCUUUUCUCAGCAUCAGGAUUGGAAAACAUGAAUGCACUUGAAGCUUCUUUUCGGAUUAGUUAUCACGUGGCAAAGUCUGGAAAAGCUCACACCAUCGCUGAGAAUUUAAUUGCUUCAUGUUUACAGGAUGCCGUGAAGUGCAUACUGGGAGAAGGUCCUGCUCUUAAAGUAAGUCGCAUUCCUUUAUCAAACAGUACAGUUUCUAGGAGAAUUGAAGAUAUGUCCGUUAAUAUUGAAGAUACGGUUGUUGCCCGUGUAAAGAAUAGCAAAUAUUUUGCAAUUCAAGUUGAUGAAAGUACCGAUGUUUCUGAUUUUGCUGUUCUUUUAGUCAUUGUACGGUAUAUAAAUGUAUCAAUGGUGGGAGAAAAUCUUCUUCUUUGUCAUGCAUUGACGAAAAGGACUAGAGGUGAGGAUAUUUUCAACGCAAUCAAUGUGUAUUUUGAAGAAAAGCAAAUUGAUUGGAAAAACUGCUGUGGGCUCUGCACGGACGGUGCUAAAUCGAUGUCCGGAUGUUACUCAGGACUGCGUGCGAGGGUUUUGGAAGUAGCUCCUAAUGCAGUUUGGACACAUUGCUGCAUUCAUCGGCAGAACUUAGCAUCUAGCCGUCCACCCAUAUAUUUGAAAUCUGUACUCGAUGAAUCCGUUAAAAUCGUUAACUUCAUUAAACCAAAAGCCACAAAGUCUCGGCUAUUCACGGUGCUGUGUGAAGAAAUGGGUUGUAACCACACUACUCUCCUUCUGCACACUGAGGUUAGAUGGCUGUCACGCGGAAAAGUGAUAAGCAGACUUUUUGAGCUUCGACGAGAGGUUGAUACUCUUUUCAAUGAUCAUCCAUUUUACUUGCAAACAAAAAUUAAGGAUUGCGAUUGGGUUCAGACUUUAGCCUAUCUCUCAGACAUUUUCUCCAAUAUCAACACGCUUAAUAUUUCUCUUCAACACCACUGUCACAAUUUUCGGUGUUCAUGAUCGCAUCGAGGCUAUGAUAAAAAAAAAUUGAGUUUUGGAAACAGUGUGUACAAAAGAACCAAACUGAGAUUUUUGAAAAUUUACAUGACUUUUUGGUAGAUGCUAGGAUUAAACUUUUGGUAAGCAUUAAGAAAGAAAUUAUUAGGCAUCUCGAGGAACUGAAAUCGUCGUUUCGACAGUAUUUUCCGAAGCCUAGCAAUGAAAAUAACUGGAUUGCUGAUCCUUUUGCCUCUGAAAACUUGGAUACUGCCCGAUUUAGUUGUAAGGAAAAGGAGCGGUUAAUCGAACUGUCGUGCAAUAGUACACUGAAGCAAGAUUUCAAGGAAAAGUCGUUGGUUACAUUUUGGAUCGACAACGGAAACGAGUUUGCGGAUCUGUCCGAAAAAGCAAUUAAAUACCUUUUGCAUUUCACUAGUACUGAGCUGGUAGAAAAAUCAUUUUCUUCAUACACUUAUAUCAAAAAUAAGUAUCGAAAUAAGCUCAGUGCUACACAUGAUUUGCGAAUUUAUCUCAAUUUUUUUGAGCCCGAUUUCCAAAAACUAAUUUCACAAAAACAAGCACAAGGAUCCCACUAAGACUGAGAAAAAUGAAACAUGGUUCAUCAAUAAACAUAUUAAAUAAAAUUAUAAUUAAUUAAAAAAGUUUGGAAACAAAUUUUUUGUUGUUUUAUUGGAGAGUUCUACUAACCACAU